AUGUCUCCUCUCACUCCAACUGGAAAAUUCAUGCUUUUGUUGGAUCAAAAUCAAAAUCAAAACCAACAAAUCUUGGUACAAGUCUCCACCUACAUUGAUUAUCCACUAGCUGCCAGGGUCCCGUUCUUGCAAAGACAUGUCAACUCCUUGACACACAUCUCUGUGUCUCCCUUUCGAUUCUUCUGUACUGCUGUCACUCCCAACAGUCCCUACUGCCAAGAAUACUCGGAACAAGGAAUUCCUCUUGGAUUGGAACUUUGGAAGGCUUUGGCAGACAAGGCGCUCCACAGGGACACUUCCACGCUGCAAAUGGUGCUCUACCUGGGAGUAUUCUUCCUUAUUGCCAUUCUCUUUGUCUUUAUGGAAGCAAUGAUCAAGGUACCACUCACCAUUUGGAUUGUACUACUGGGAAUGCAGCGUCUCGUAUUCACCAAAUACAACUCCUUGCGCAAACAAGAACAGCUAAACAGCGCUCGCAAGAAUGCCACCAACAAGGUCAAGAAUGCCACCAAGGGGGGAGCCGCGAAACUCAAGUUUGUCUAA
Molecule: messenger RNA, 543 nt
Organism: Seminavis robusta
Lineage: Eukaryota; Bacillariophyta; Bacillariophyceae; Naviculales; Naviculaceae
Source: the annotation of a GenBank genome assembly